AUGACGUUCAUCAUCGUGGAAAACCUACGAGGCUUCUUUAACAGUCGCCCGCCCCUGGUUGUGUUUAUGAUAUGUCUGGCAUCAUUUGCCAUUGCUCUCAUCACAUUUGCAUAUAUUGUCAAGACCAGAGACUUACCCAACCCAGAUGUUACCGAGGAUUGGAACACAUUCCUGGAGAAGCUGUCCCAUCUGAAGUUCUGUGUCUCCCACAACACCACCUCGCACAACUGGAGCACACCUGCGGUGAAAGUUGGAGACCUGAGUCCGGCCGAUGCACUGGAAAGCAUCAAGGACAAGUUAGUUGUUGGUAAAGUUCCGGAGGCUUUGAGUGUGUCCACGCGGACAUUGUCAGAAGAUCAACCUUUGACAGGAGGUCUGCGUGUGUCCUUGGACCCCAAAGAGAGGACAGACCCACCCUCACCAAUAGAUGACACCACCUGGGCCCAAGUGAUGGAUCCUGGAUCCAGAGAUGGCCGGAUAAAUGAAACAUUUCACCUGAACAUUGAGUUUGUACCCAACCAUGAGUUCGUGACCUCAAAUUUCAAAUCAGUCUACCUGAUCACUGAAGUCUCUGGCUCCCUGCUGAGCAUGAAAGGUAAACGGGCCGAGCAGAAUAUCGUCAUGACGGUGAGUUUCCCAACCAGCAACAGUGAAGAUAACUGCAUGCAGAAACGGGGCAGUGUCUGCCUGAUGUACCUCAUCAAUGCCUGUGUGACUUUCUCGGGACCGGCCUCUCUGCUGCCUCGAGCUCGGCAUGGUCAGUUGACGACCACCUGCCCGAGUGAAGCCCCCAGUCAUGCAGGAAGUCUGGUCAGGUCCAUGUCGGCAAAUUUACUGACCGGCAGUGGCCAGAAGUGGUGUUCACACGGGGCCAGCGUGGCUGUGGAGUACUCGUUUGACGACUCACUCACGGUCCUCCUCUCACAGGAGGACCGAUCGGUGAUCAACCUACACUUGAUGAGGACCAGCUACUUCCUGUUUGUCAUGGUGGUGACCCUGUUCUGUUAUGCGGCCAUCAAAGGUCGACCAGGGAAGGUCAAAGUUGUUGUGUAUCCACCACAUGAAAAGGGCAAGGUUACGUUACAGUCCUCAUCCUCCCAAGCACAGACACAAUUAAACACACCUGCACAUACACAUAUGCUAUCACAUUACUAUUUUGUGCUUAAUUUUCUUUGA
Candidula unifasciata is the source of this 1176-nucleotide messenger RNA. The record is from the annotation of a GenBank genome assembly. NCBI's taxonomy places the organism in Eukaryota, Metazoa, Mollusca, Gastropoda, Stylommatophora, Geomitridae.